Molecule: messenger RNA, 4143 nt
Organism: Carassius gibelio (silver crucian carp)
Lineage: Eukaryota; Metazoa; Chordata; Actinopteri; Cypriniformes; Cyprinidae
Gene: elf2a
Product: E74-like factor 2a (ets domain transcription factor)
Exons: 9
Coding region: 387-1970 (527 amino acids)
Biological process (GO): cell differentiation; regulation of transcription by RNA polymerase II
Cellular component (GO): nucleus
Molecular function (GO): DNA-binding transcription factor activity, RNA polymerase II-specific; sequence-specific DNA binding
Source: RefSeq, a predicted model, not a curated record
AGUUCCGGUCGCUGCGCAGUUCGUCAGUCUGUCGGUCUGUUUGGAUCCUGAGGCCCGAAACCAGCAACGCUCAACAUUACCUCCUACACCAACGCAGCCUGACAAAUUUGAAUUCUUUUUAUAUUUUACAUUGACCAAAAAGGCUUCUGUGUAUUGCCUGUGUGCGUGCUUUUUAUCAGCGUGCAGUCUACGCAAGUUGACCCGCUUUAUCGUCAGCUAGAUAAUCUGUCAUUAGCAUGAUUAGCAUGCUAACCUUAUGACAGAGUGCACUUGACUGUCUUGAGGUGCACCAAACGACAAGAAAUCGCCACAAACGGCUGAGGUCACUCAAGGUCAUCAGUAGGGGCGAAGUGGAUAAGUCUGGUUCUGACACAGAGGAAUGAGUCAUGACCACUGUGGUGAUUGUAGAUGGUGGAGGGAAUAUAUUGGAGUAUGUCACUGGAGAUGAGGAAGCUCAGCAGGAGGUUUGUCAUGAUGGGAUGGAGGCUGAUGAAGAGAAGGACUGUCCUGCAGUUAUAGUGGAGCAGGUGAAUAGCGCUGAUGUGGAGCAGUGUUAUGCUGCUCAGGUGUUAGUCUAUGAUGAUCAGAAUACCUACCUGGUGCAGGAUGUGGCUGAGGAACAAGUUGUGGAGACUGAGUUGCAGGAGAUGGCAACAGUGGAGGUCUCUGUGCAUGAUAAAACUAUUGAAGCAGCUGAAGCUUUGCUGCACAUGGAUUCACCAGCCAGCUUGCAGGGGGAUCGCAGCACAGAGGAGCUGUUAUCUGAGAUGGAGGUGGAAGUGACAUCAGAGGAUAUGGGACCCGUUGCCAAGGAUAUUGUUGUCCUGCAGGAGACUGAUUUACUGAAGAAGAAAAAGAGAGCAGGACGAAAACCCAGAACGCCAAGGAGUUUCUGUGAUGGUUCUCUGGAUAUGGUCUAUAAGAGGAAAUCAAAAGACAGCAAGGGCUCAACUACUUACCUCUGGGAGUUCCUGUUGGACCUUCUGCAGGACAAGGAAACCUGUCCAAAGUACAUUAAGUGGACUCAGAAAGAGAAGGGCAUAUUCAAGCUUGUGGACUCCAAAGCGGUGUCUAAAUUAUGGGGCAGACAUAAGAAUAAACCUGACAUGAACUAUGAGACAAUGGGGAGAGCACUCCGGUAUUACUAUCAAAGGGGCAUUUUAUCAAAGGUGGAAGGCCAAAGACUUGUGUAUCAGUUUAAGGAGAUGCCCAAAGACAUUGUUUUCAUAGAUGAUGACAACAUGGAUGACAGCAUUGAUGAAGGAAAGAGAGAGAGCCCAGCUGCAUCCAAUCGCAGCAACCCAAAAGGCAAAGGGACCCUGGUCUCUCCCUCUUCUGCUGCACCUAAAAUCAUCAAUCUAAGCUCAGGACAAGAUGCCUUCAUGACUGUGCAGCAGUCGCCAGACAACAUAGCAACAGCCUCUGGGACAAUGAGGCUUGCCAUGCAGUAUCCUGUACUCAUGACAACACAGGGUCAGAAAAUCUCCACAGUAACUGUCAACUCUCCCACCGUCCGCUCGCCGAUCUUCCCUGUGCCCAACUCAGUCGCUGGGGCUAACAACGCAGGCAAAGUGGUUCUCCAGGCCGUGCCAACGCUAGUGCCUGCUCGGGGCCAAAGUGGAGAGAGAAUCACCUUGCAGCUCAUCACCCUUCCCACCAUGCCUGGCAAACCCGGCACUCCCAUCACUCUGAGUACACUCUCCCCUUUCACUGUGUCUACCAGCAACGCCCAAGUCCUGAAGCUCGCUGUCCCCUCCAACAUCACCACCACUGCCUCCACAGCUCCUGUAACUGUGGUGUCCUCGCAGCCGGGAGUGACCGUGGUGCCGAACGUACAGCCAGCGAUGUCUUUACAGGAUGUGACUAUUAUUAAGGUUGAAUCUCCUGAUGUUUCUGUGGAUCAGACAGUUAACAGGGCUGCAGAGAACACACCGAGCACACAGACGAACCCCACGACCACACAGAGCUGAGUUAACAUCACUGGAACCAACAUCAGCGCUUGUGACACAGAUGCACAUAAAACAAGUGAUGUGAAGAGUGGCUGGCUCUUAUGUGAAACUGAAGAAACCAGCACUACAGCUCAGAUGCUUGUUCAUGUCCAACACUAUAACCCACGGUGGUUUGUCUAGCCUGAGCCUGGAUUAGAUGUCAGAUGGCCUUUCUUCCUUCUUUUAUUUCUUAAAUGUAUCUAUUCAAAUCACGCUUUGUUAUAGCAUACCAUCUGUGCUGUGAUGCUGUAGGAACGAACCUCACUUGGUGCUAAAGACUGAGAGGAAGUCAUAUGGGUGAAGAGAAACAGCCAAGAUUUUCAUCACCUGGUAAUUUGGAGCAUAAAAGAAUCUGUGCGUAGACAUACCAUUGCGGUAGUUAUUGAUAAUAAAACAAGCAGCCUUAGGUCAGCUUUUUUCUUCUAAAUCAUUACUGAAAGUAAUUGAUUGCGCUUUUUGUGUAAAUAUGAGAUGUUUUUUUUUUACAGUUUAAAGGAAACUUUUCUGAAGGACAUUCAAAUGUUUUUCCUGUUAUUUCAGAUUUUUUUUUAUAAUUUUCUUUGUGCAUUUAUCAUUGUAUGUUUUCAUGUAUCAUGCAUUCACUGCUUUGUAUUUUGCAAAUCUUUUUUUUUUUUCACAUGUACAAAAAUGGGAAAGAAUGUCUUAUACAGUAUAUUGAAUAUUCAAUAUAUGAAGCAUAUAUUUUGUUGUAUUCUUACCCUAAAAAUGUAUCCAAGUAGAUUUAAAUAUAGAGAAAUAUACAAACAACUGGUUCAAAGUUUUUUUAUUAUUAUUAUUUAUUUUACUAGAAAUGACUGUAAAUGUGAUCUUGAUUGAUAGAUUUUAAAAACCUCUCUCCAGUCAUUACCAUGACACAUGGAAAAAUCAUGGAAGUUUAUUGGUCUAAAUGUGGGAAACUUGUCUUCAUGGUGUGAAGUUUGAUCUUAGUCAUUUCAGUUCAAUUUCGGUCCAGUAUGAAACCAUUUUUCACAACCCAAAGAAUCUACUACUGUAGAGACUUUAUUAGUCUCUGUGGAAGGUACUAGGAUUACUGCAGAGCUAUUUAUUGUGUUAACUUAAAUUGUAUUUACUAUAUUUUUCGGACUAUUAAGUCGCAUCAGUCCAAAAACGUCAUGAUGAGGAAAAAACAUAAGUUGCACUGGACUAUAAAUAGCGUUUAUUUAGAACCAAGAAAAAAACAUUACAGUCUACAGCCGCGAGAGGGCGCUAUACGCAGCUCAGAUGUAGGCUACAGGAGCACUGAACAGCGUAGAGCGCCCUCUGGCGGCUGUAGACUCUUCGUUCAUGUCAAAUUAAUUGCGAUAAAUAAGUCGCACCUGACUAUAUAAGUCGCAGGACCAGCCAAACUAUGAAAAAAAGUUUGACUUAUAGUCCAGAAGAUACGGGUAAAUCUAUUUCUGCUAAUUGUCUCAGAUGGAUCCAGACGAGAAUAGAUUGGCUCUGAAGGAUGACAGUCUUUGCAUCCAGAUUAUGAAAGAUUUCACCAUUAAAGGAUCGAUUUAGAAGGCUGCAAGAAUAAUUUAAAUAAUUGUAAAAAGAAAUGACAAUGUUUAAAAUACAAAAGUUGUGUAGGUCAUUAAAGCAAAAAUCCACGCUAUGUAACUUUUCUUCAUCUAGAGGUUGAAGCAUAAAACUACAGGUUACAUGCGGAGGGACAUCUGUUAAUUAUGUGAGGUGUGCUUCGACUCCGCUCCGCUAGACUGUGCGGAUGAAUCUGAUGGUUUGAGGACCAUGGAUACAAAUGAUUGUGCGAGUGUCACUAACAUCUAAACUCUUGAAAGAAAGAUGGAUAUCAGAGAAAUGUAUCUUAUGAGCAAGUAAGCAGCUUAUGAGCCUCUUUUAUUUACUUGUGAAAACUUUUUUUAAUAUAACGUUACAAAGGUUAGCCAACGCUGACAUUAGAUAUGAGUGCCGUUUAUAUCAGGUAAGGUAAAACGAUGGACGUGUAAUGACACGAAAACAUUGUUUCGUAGACCUAACAAGUGCACACCAAAAGAGAUGCUAUGCAAUAUAUAUGUUGUUCCAUGUGUUAUGAGCACUGUGGCUUUUUACUUGUAAACUCUUUAGUUCGAGGUUUUGUUGUUAUGGCUUCAUGCUCCUAGGGCAAUAAAUAACGCAGCUUGUAGUAGCAGCA